CACCAUCCAGUGUAAUACAUCACUCUAUCAUUUCAACAUUAAUCGUUGUUGUUUCAUCAUUGAUAAAUUAUCAUCAUCAUUGAUUUUAAUUGAUAUUUAUUCGCGUCAUUGUACCUUAAAAAACAAUAUAUAAUUACAUUAUAUUAUUGUGCUGUCUCAUUUGUUUUUUUUUAUUUGUUGGUCAACAUAAAAAAAAUUGUUGACCAGUCAUGGUAUUGAACAAUAAUACUGGUACUGGUGAUGAUAGUGAUACACCACCAUCGAAUCCACCACCAGCACCACCCAUCGAUAGUAAUGAACGAACAGAAUCAAUGUCUUCUUUUCAAUCAAUCGAUUUAAAAGAUAAUCAUCAAUCCAACAAUAGAAAUCAUACAAAUGACCAACAAAAUGACAAAAAUGUUAUACAACUUGAUAGCAAUCUUGAUCCACCAACUAAAACCGAAAAAAAUGAAAACAAUACGUUAGUGAUGGUUGUUAAAGAUGAUAAAGAAAAAAAGAAUAAGGAUGACCAAGUUAAAUCAGUUUCAUUUUUUAAAUUGUUUCGUUAUGCAUCGACAUUGGAUAAAAUAUUCAUUGGUUGCGGAAUUUUUUUCGCCUUUAGUCUUGGCCUUGGUUUUCCAUCCAUUAUUCUGGUUAUGGGCCAUUUAACCGAUAUAUUUGUUGAAUAUGAUAUAUUUCAUCAAUUUGCCACCAACAAACCACCUGGAUAUGAUACUUUUUAUGAACAAAAUUUAACAAACAUCAAUAAUGUUGAUGAGUUUUAUAAUUUGACGGCCGCAUACUACAAUAGUUUUGAUGAUAAAAGCGAUUUUGAUCAACUACGUUCACGAACUGGCCUCAGUGUUGAACAUAUUGUCAACAUAUUCAAUGAUUCGAUAUUUCAUAAUGGAACUCUAUAUGUUGAUAAUUUUCGUACCGAUUCCGGCCUUUACGCUCUCUAUAUGGCACUCAUUGCAAUCGGUUUUGGUAUUCUUGAUUAUUUCGCUUUAGGCCUUUGGGAACAAGCCGCACGUAAUCAAGUAUAUCGAAUCAAAUUAUUGUUCUUUAGAUCAAUAAUCCAUCAAGAUAUCGCCUGGUUCGAUACGAAAGCAUCGGGUGAUUUUGCUUCAAAAUUGACCAAUGAUUUGAAUUUAGUGCAACAAGGUAUGGGUGACAAAGUCGCCCUUACCAUCAUGUCGUUUUCAACGUUAAUUUUUUCAAUCUGCAUUGCAUUCUAUCAUGGUUGGGAAUUAACUUUGGUCACAAUGUCCAUUAUGCCAGUACUUGGCAUUGCUUUUGCUGUUAUCGGAAAGGUUCAAGUAAAAUUUGCAGCUAGUGAAUCGAAUGCUUACGGUAAAGCCGGUGCAAUUGCUGAAGAAGUGUUUAAUUUGAUCAGAACUGUGCAUGCGUUUGGUGGACAACAAAAAGAAAUUGAACGAUACAAUAAAAACAUUGAACCUGCUCGUCGUAAUGGAAUCCGUCGUAGCAUGUUUACUGGUAUCAGUCUUGGUAUUAUGUAUUUUGCCAUUUAUUCAUCGUAUGGCUUAUCGUUCUGGUACGGUGCACGUUUGAUUGUACGAUCCAUCAAGAAUGGUGAAACGCCACCAAAAUAUCAAGCUAGUAAUAUGCUGAUCGUUUUCUUCAACGUAUUGAUGGGUGCAUUUAGUCUUGGUCAAACAUCUCCAUAUUUUGAAGCCAUUGGCAGAGCUUGUGGUGCUUUUGGCAAUAUUUUUCAAAUCAUUCAGCAAAAACCAAAAAUCGAUUCACUGUCACAGUUAGGAAAACGAGUACAGAUUCGUGGUCGAGUUCAAUUUCGAAAUGUUCAUUUUAAUUAUCCAUCUCGCCCAGAAGUUUCUAUUUUAAAUGGUAUAAACUUGGAUGCUGAACCUGGUCAAACCAUUGGAAUCGCUGGUUCUUCUGGCAAUGGAAAGUCAACAAUCAUGCAAUUGAUUCAACGUUUUUAUGAUACUAAUAAAGGACAAGUAUUGAUCGAUGGACAUGAUAUAAAAGAUUUAAAUGUCGGUUCGUUACGUGAUCAAAUCGGCGUCGUAGGACAAGAACCGGUUUUGUUUGGCUAUUCUAUCGAGAAAAAUAUUGCAUUUGGUCAUCCGGAAGCCAAUUUUGAGGAGGUGGUUCAGGCAGCGAAAGAAGCCAACGCUUAUGAUUUCAUACAAAAUCUACCCGACAAAUUCAAUACAUUGGUUGGUGAACGAGGAGCUCAAUUGUCUGGUGGACAAAAGCAACGUAUUGCCAUAGCUCGAGCAUUGAUUAGACGACCGAAAAUUCUGUUGCUAGAUGAAUCGACAUCGGCGUUGGAUUCAGAAAGCGAAAAAAUCGUUCAGGCAGCAUUGGACCGCGCUAGUAUUGGUCGUACCACAUUCAUUGUAGCUCACCGAUUGUCGACAAUUCGUAAUGCCGAUAAGAUUCUUGUUCUUGAUCAGGGACGAGUCAAAGAAUCUGGUACUCAUCAAGAAUUGAUCGACGCUAAAGGCAUCUAUUACAAUAUGGCAAGAUUACAGAAUCAAGACGAAGAACAAGAACAACGACAGUUGCAAGAUGGAAUUCGAAAACGAUCUAUCGCAUAUGCCCAAAGAAGCAAAUCUAUCGAUACUGUACAAACAUCCAUAUCGAGUGCACAUGGAAACGAAGAUGGCCCAAACAAUGAUGAGAAAUCUUUGGAACAGGAGAGUUUACCACUGCGACGAUUGAUUCGUUCAGUGAUGCCCGAUCGUUGCUACUUGAUCACAGCUACAAUAUUUUCAUUUAUCGUUGGUUUGAGUAUACCAGUUUUUUCUUUUAUUUUUGGUGAAGUUCUUGGAGUACUUGCUGCUCCUGAUCCUGAUUACAUAUUGGAUCAUGUAUUGAAAUAUGCUCUGAUUUUUUUGGCCAUGGGAAUUAUUUCGGGCAUAUUGCAAUUUUUACAAUCAUAUUUGUAUGGAAUCAGUUCGGAAAAUCUGACAUAUCGUAUGCGAAACGAUGUAUUUCGUGCCAUUCUUUCACAAGAAGUGGCUUGGUUUGAUCAGCCAGAAAAUACGACCGGGGCUCUUUGUGCUCGACUCUCUAGUGAUGCAUCCGCUGUACAAGGUGCAACUGGUUCUCGUCUAUCAGUAAUGGCUCAAACCGUAUCAAUAUUAACAGCCGGAAUUGUUAUAUCGAUGUUUUAUUGUUGGAAACUAAGCCUUGUAAUGUUGUGUUUCGUACCAGUAAUAUUGAUUUCUGUCUACUUUCAAAUGAAAAUUAUCAUGGGAAUGAACAUAUCCAAACGUAAAGUAUCGGAAGAAGCAACCAAAAUUGCCGUCGAAGCCAUUUCCAACAUUCGAACCGUAGCAUCUUUGCAUUUGGAAUUGACAUUUUGGAUCAAUUAUCAGACUGCAUUGGAUGUUGAUUUCCGAAAAUCUCGUCUUGAACCUCAUAUCAAAAGUUUUACUUUCGGCUUCACUCAAAUGUCUUUCAAUGUCGCUUAUGCUGUUGCUCUUUUUUACGGAAGUCGAUUGAUAAUCCAGAAUGAGCUUUCGUAUUCUGAACUUUUCAAAAGUACUGAAGCUGUUCUUUUUGGUACGAAUAUGAUUGGACAAUCUGUGGCUUUUUCAUCAGAUUAUCAGAAAGGCAAAAUUGCUGCAAUUGCCAUAUUCCGUUUACUUGAUCGUAUACCGACCAUUGUGGUAAAUUCUAUUUUUGGCGAUAAACCUAAUGAAUGUAAAGGAGAGCUGGCAUUUAAAGAAGUGGAAUUCCGUUAUCCAACUCGUCUUCAAGUUCGUGUGCUGAAAGGCAUCGAAUUUGAAGUUUGUCAAGGCGAAACAGUUGCUCUGGUCGGUGAAUCUGGGUGUGGAAAAAGUACUUGUAUGCAGAUAUUGGAACUUUAUGAUUACGAACACGGAGACGUGUUUGUCGAUGACCACAAUAUUCAUCAACUUAAUAUUGCCUGGCUCCGAUCACAGAUUGGUAUUGUUUCACAGGAGCCAGUACUAUUCGACAAAACAAUCGCAGAAAACAUUGCCUAUGGUGAUAAUUCUCGUCUUGUUGACCAGUCCGAAAUUGUUCGAGCCUCGCAAACUGCCUAUAUUCAUGAUUUCAUUCAAUCAUUACCCAAAGGUUAUGAUACAUCAGUGGGCGACAAAGGUGCUCAAUUAAGUGGUGGACAAAAACAACGAAUAGCUAUAGCACGUGCAUUGAUACGCGAUCCGAAGAUAUUGUUACUUGACGAAGCAACAAGUGCAUUAGAUUCGGAAAGCGAAAAAGCCGUACAGAAAGCACUGGAUGAAGCACGUAAAGGAAGAACAUGUUUGGUUAUUGCUCAUCGAUUAUCAACCAUCCGAGAUGUGGAUAGGAUUCUUGUUAUACAAAACGGUCGUGUAGUCGAACAAGGAACACAUGAUCAAUUGAUUGAACGAAGAAGAAUCUAUUAUCAAAUGUACACGGCUCAAUGUGCCCAUUAAUUGUUUAUUUAACCUUAAUCUGUUAUUUUGUUUUUUUUUACAAAUCUAUUUAUCCAUUUCUGUUACAAAAAAAUUAACAUUGAAAAAAUAGUUUCCUAAUUCUUAUUUUAUUAAUUGAUGAAUGGUUUAAUUAAAUUUUCAGCCGAAAUUUGGCUAUAUCAUCUUCCA
Molecule: messenger RNA, 4583 nt
Organism: Dermatophagoides farinae (American house dust mite)
Lineage: Eukaryota; Metazoa; Arthropoda; Arachnida; Sarcoptiformes; Pyroglyphidae
Source: RefSeq, a predicted model, not a curated record